Rubroshorea leprosula is the source of this 927-nucleotide messenger RNA. NCBI's taxonomy places the organism in Eukaryota, Viridiplantae, Streptophyta, Magnoliopsida, Malvales, Dipterocarpaceae. The record is from the annotation of a GenBank genome assembly.
CACAAGGUAACCACAAACUUCUCGUCCUCCACCGUGGUCAUGGACGUUAAACAACCCAAAACCAGUUUGGGCAGAGCACUCCUGAUCCUAAACUGCAUCGUCUUCGCCAUUGGCAACUGCGGCGGCCCACUUCUUAUGCGCCUCUAUUUCCUCCACGGCGGCAACCGUAUCUGGUUCUCUAGCUGGCUCGAAACAGGCGGCUGGCCCAUCAUUCUCGUCCCACUCAUCGUCGCCUACUUCCGCCGUCUCAAAACGGACCCCACAUCCAGCAGAAAGUUUUUUCUCAUGAAACCUCGCCUAUUUGUGGCAUCCGCUGUAAUAGGAGUCUUCACAGGCUUAGACAAUUAUCUCUACGCAUAUGGAGUGGCACGUCUUCCCGUCUCUACCUCUUCUCUAAUCAUUGCAUCCCAGCUGGCUUUCACCGCCGGUUUUGCUUUUCUCUUGGUGAAGCAGAAGUUCACUGCAUAUUCAAUAAACUCAGUGUUUCUUUUGACAUUAGGGGCGGGGGUUUUGGCUCUGCAUACAAGUGGGGAUCGACCAAGUGGUGAAUCGAGCAAAGAGUAUGUUCUAGGUUUCAUUAUGACGCUGGGAGCUGCUCUGUUAUAUGGAUUUAUUCUUCCAUUGAUAGAAUUGAUGUACAAGAAAGCAAAGCAAGAGAUCAAUUACACUCUUGUUUUGGAGAUUCAGAUAGUGAUGAGCGUUUUUGCUACGGCCUUUUGCACCGUCGGUAUGAUAAUUAACAAUGAUUUCAAGGUCGGUAUCCCUCACCUCCCUCUCUGACUUAAUUAUAUUCCAUAGUCUUCUUGUUUCUUUAUUUGGCAAAGAGUAUACAUACCAAUAGCAAAGGCAAUUUAUUCUUUCUUCUUCUUUCUCUCUUUUCAUUUUUCUUUUUUUUUUUUUUUAUGAGAAUAUAGAGGAUAAUUUCAA